GAGGCAGGUGGUGCCGCCCAGGGCGCAGGUGACACUCUCGCGGCCAGGGUUCCUGCUGGAAGGGAAGACCACUGGGAGGGCAAGACGCAGACUCCUCGUGGGCAAGGGGCAAGGCAGCGAUGGCCCUAGAGCUGAGCCAGGAGGCACUACUGGACUUUCUGUGCCAGGCUGGGGGCCGAGUGACCAACGCCGCCCUGCUGAGCCACUUCAAGAGCUUUCUCCGAGACCCCGACGCCUCCCCCAGCCAGCAUCAGCAACGCCGCGAGCUCUUCAAAGGCUUCGUCAACUCGGUCGCCGCAGUGCGCCAGGACCCCGACGGCACCAAGUACGUCGUGCUCAAGAGGAGGUAUAGGGACCUUUUGGGGGAGGAGGGGCUGCAGCGACCCCGCGAGCCGCCUGCUGCCGCUGCCCCUGCAAGGGGAACUGCGCCCAGCUCCCCGCCGAGCGCACGCCGCGGGGAGCCUCAACCACCGCAGUCUCGGCGGCGGCGGCGGCGCGACAAGGAGCCAGAGGAGGAGCCACCAGGUACCGCAGCCCUAGCCGAGGUCGCAGGUUGCAAUGGACUCCUGGCCAGCAGAACCCGGGAAGCGACUAGGGAAGACGGCUGCCAGAGGCUCAGCCCCGGCCGAAGGGCUCCGGUGCCGGUGGCUAAGGCGGCAGCUGCAGCCAGGUGCGCGGCGGCGGAGACGCAGGGCCGCUGCUGCUGGGAAUGUCUCCAGAACAGCCUGGGGGAGCUCCCGGAAGUGCCGCCACUCGGAGCGCUCCCGGACCCUGCCACUGCCAAGGAGAAGCCCGCGCGAGCUCAGCCUGCUCAGGAUGACUGCGGGGCUCCAAGGCAGCUGCCAGAAGGCGCGCGGGGUGAGCCCUCGCGGGUGCCUGCAACGCCCCGCUCGCCUCCCGCCAUCACCGAAGCUGCUGAGUGCAGGGUAUCUCCUGCAGUUCUCCUGCCCCGCCCCACCCCUCCAGGAGACCGACCAGAGCUGUUGACCUCAGGUUCCCUGCACCAUUCCACUCUGCAACUGCAGCAGCAGCGCACUCGAGAAUGGGUAGCCAGACACCCUCAGAUGCCCCAGACCCGGGACCAGGGUCCCAUUCGGGCCUGGUCAGUGCUGCCGGACAACUUUCUCAGGAUACCCUUGGAGCCAAACUUAGAGACUAAAUCACCGCUGUCAGAGCUCCCUCAUUCCUCUCAUUCUCUCUUUCCUGUGGUUCCUGAAGAGUCCCCAGGUUCGUGGCCAGGGAAUCCUCCACAGGCUGUCUUUCGUAGCAUUCGUUGUCAGUUAUCCCUCCAAGAUCUGGAUGACUUUGUGGACCAGGAGAGCCAUGGCAGUGAGGAGAGCAGCAGUGGGCCCAAAGAGUCCCCUGGGGGUUCUGAAGAGGGGUUACAAGUUGCCUUGGGAACCCCAGUUUGGGGAAAGCUCAGGAAUCCAGCUGGGGGCCUAUCUGUACCUCCAAAGAAAGGCAGCCCUCAGAGUCCUCAGGGCCUCAGGAACAGAGGGAACGGUCAUACCUAUCAACAAGUUCCAACAGGGGCUAAAGGCCCCCCACACCACUCCCAGGAGCCUUUGCCUUGGCCAGCUCCCAAGUUAAGGAGGUCUCUCAGAAGGAGCUUUAGGGCAGGGAAGGCCAAACUGUCUUCCUCUGAUGAAGAGUACCUUGAUGAGGACUUGCUGAAAAGGAGUCGUCGCCCACCACGCCCCAGGAAACCUUCCAAGGCAGGAACAAUGCCCAGCCCAAGGGUGGAUGCAGCUUUGACACUGAAACUGGCAGACACUAGGGUCUCCAGUGGGAAUGGGUCUGCUGCCUUGGUACCCCACAGAACUUCUGAGCACAAGUCAUCACUGGUCCCCCUAGAUGCCAGGGAGCAUGAAUGGAUUGUGAAGCUUGCCAGUGGCUCUUGGAUUCAGGUGUUGACACUGUUUUGGGAGGACCCUCAGUUGGCUUUGCACAAAGACUUCUUGACUGGAUACACUGCCUUGCACUGGAUAGCCAAACAUGGCAACCUUCAGGCCCUUCAGGACUUGGUCUCAGGAGCACGGAAGACAGGGAUUGUGCUUGAUGUAAAUGUGAAGUCUAGUUGUGGGUAUACCCCACUACACCUUGCAGCCAUUCAUGGCCACCAGGGAGUCAUCAAACUGCUAGUGCAAAAGUUGUCUUCUCGGGUGAAUGUCCGGGACAGCAGUGGAAAGAAACCAUGGCAAUAUCUGACCAGUAAUACCUCUGGGGAAAUAUGGCAGCUGCUGGGAGCUCCUCGGGGCAAGCCCAUUUUCUCUGUAUAUCCCUUAGUCCAAAGCUCUUCCCCCACUAGGAAGGCCAAGAGCCGGGAAGUAUCUAGAAAUGUCACCCGAAAGACUUCCUUAGCUGCACUACUCAAAAGUCAGCACAACAAAUGGAAACUGGCCAACCAGUAUGAGAAAUUCCCUAUUCCACGGGUAGAAGAGUGUAGUGACUGAGGUGGGCCCCUCUCUCCAACAUGCAGCAACCACACUCUCAUCUUUGAGUACUCAGAGAAUUCAGGGAGAAUAGAAAAGCAGCUGAGGGGUUGGUAAAGAGAGAGGUCAAGUGGAAUGGCCUCCCUGGGUUUCAUGUCAGCACAGUGGACCUUAGGAGCCAUCUCAGCUUUGUGAAGGCUCAUGUUCUUGGGCCAGUGAAGCCUAGCCAAGUGGCAAAGCCAGCACUUACAACUCAGGAGGUAUUCUACCAUUUCCUUUGCCAGUGGAAAUUUUAGGCGCAGUAAGCUACAUUGUUUUCUGAAGCAGCAAUCCUAGGCCUUGGCUAGAAAGGUAACAGAUGUCCAACAAAAAAAGAAGCAAUUCAAAGAAUGCCAAAACUCAGGGGGGGAAACCCUUCUCUGGCUAGUAGCUCUCUGGCAUCUAUUAAUUUGGAGAAUAAAUCUUGGCAGAACAUGGAAAGCACCAGGUUUGAAAUCAGAUGGCUUUCUUUUUCUUGAUAUGUUUUCUUGGCAUUCAAAUCAGUGUAAUAAAAUUAUUACUGGUGAGUACAAUUUGAUUGAAGAGAUUCCUCAGCCUUGAGCCUGAAUCUUCUCAAUUGAACCUGUGAUAGCUAAUGCACAGAGCAAUGAGUGCCUUCCCUCUUUUGGGUUUCUUCACUGAUGAGAGAAGUAGGUGGGUAAGGUCCAACUUCAACCUUGAUUCUACUCCGUAUAGAGUAAUGAAUGUCAGUUAGGCCCUGCUUUUUGUAUCAACCCAAAGGGAACUUUCCAAAUGUAUAAAGCAUGUGGCUCAUUUGCAUAGUGACUGAAACCAUCUUUCAGGGAAACUCCCUGUGCCACAGAAUUAUUAGUAGUAGUUUCAAUAGGUUUGAAUGGCCAACAUUGGUAUUGAUAGAAGAGGGGAAUAAUUUCAUUCUGGGGAAGUCAUAAGGGUUAAGAGAAAAAUUCCUCCCCAGCAGAAAUUCCCUAAGCUGCUAAAUAUAAUUUUAUUUGCACUAAACUUGAUGCCAAUUAGGAUUAAAUAUUAGCUUUGAAGUACUGUAUAACUAACUGGAAAUGUUCCUUUUAAUUGUGUAUAAGGGACUGAUCGUUGUGGAUAUUUGCAAUGAGAAAAUGGCUAGUCUAUGAACUGCAGCACAACAUUGAGAUUUUUGAAUGUAAAUUCAAAGAGGGCUGAAAUGGAAGUGGAAAUUCUUAAUUUUUUUAUGAUGCUGUGUUUUUAAAAUAUUUUUGUUUCUUUGGUUAUUUCCCCCAUUAAAAGGUCAGCAAACCUUUAUAAUUCAUUAUACUAUACUUAUGGCUAAUGUUCUUUAUAAAAUUGUGUCUCAGUGAC
This is a messenger RNA of Marmota monax (woodchuck), 3785 nucleotides long. RefSeq names its product sosondowah ankyrin repeat domain family member B (gene Sowahb). The record is from RefSeq and is a predicted model, not a curated record. Gene Ontology annotation, molecular function: protein binding. Lineage: Eukaryota; Metazoa; Chordata; Mammalia; Rodentia; Sciuridae. Bases 120 to 2453 code for a protein of 777 amino acids. The transcript has a single exon.